AUGGAUAUUUUAAAAAAGGUUUUUCAAAGCAUAACAAUACCAUCAAUUUAAGGGUAUGACUUUGAAAAGGAUUGUAUUCUUACAGUAGGUUAUUGGAGAAUUUAUAAUGCAAAGAAUAAAUAAAGGUUGGGCUCAGUUUGGCUAUGUGAUCAGAGCAAAUAAUUUUAAAUUGCAAAAAAAGAAUACAUCAGUAUGAUUAAAUUAAAAUAUCCUGGAAUUUUGCAAGUACUUGAACCAUUAGUUGAAGAAAAAUCUCAUAUAGGAUUUGUCACUGAAAGAAUAGAAUGUACAUUAAGUCAAGCUUUAAAUGACAGCAAAUAUGUAUUAUCAGAUAUAGAAUUGAAAUUGCAUAUAUUAGAGAUAGUAGAUGGAUUAUAAUUUUUGCAUAAUAAUGUUAGAUAAGUUCAUUUAGAUUUACAACCUGAAAAAAUUUAUUUUACAGAUAAUGGAAAAUGGAAGAUUGGAGGUUCACCAUUUCAAUAAUAAAUUUUAAAUUCUAUUGUUGAAUGUCAAAUAAGCUCAGGAUAUAAUAUUUUAUACACAGCUCCUGAAAUUGUAAAGUUUUAUCAAUUAUUUCUAGCUUUCCUCUAAAUAAUCAUGUGGUUAUGCCACAGAUAUGUUUUCUUUAGGAAUGAUCAUAUUGCGUUUGAUGAGACUUAAAAAUAAUCGCGUAGCUUUUCCAGAAACUUAAGAUUAGGAUUCUUACCUAAAAUUUUUAAAAAGUUUAGAUUUAAUGAGAUAUAAGGAUAUUUAUUAAGAAUCAUUUCUUCACUUUUUAGGAUUAAUGUUAUCUUAAUAAAUUAACACAAGACCUACUUUAUCUUAAUUUGUUUAAAUUGAUUGGUUUAAAGACCCAUAUUUAAUUACAUUUAAUAUUUUAAAUAAAUUACCAGAAUAUGAUAUGCAAUAAUAAAUUGUAUUUUUUAAGGGACUAUCAAGUGUAAUAUUUAAUUUUGAAAAAUCAAUUUUAAAAAAAAGACUUUUACCUAUUGUUUUAGGCUUAACUCAAUAUGAUCAUUUGCUAACAGCUAUAGUCUAAAUUAUUCUUGAGACUAUGAGAAGAGAAGAUAUAAUAAAUUCAAAUUAAUUUUAAUCAGAAGUGUGGCCAAAACUUAAGUAUUAAUAUUGAUUUUAUAAGAUAAAUCAUUUCUGGAAAAGAAAUUCCUGCUCAAGUAUUGUAUGAUUUAGUUCUUGCUUUACCUGUCUUUCAUAAAUAUAUUAGUCAAAAAGAAAUAUAAGAUCACUUAAUACCAUUAUUAAUAAAAUGUUAUGAAUGCAAAGUUCCUAAAUUAUAAGAUUUAGGAAUAAGAGUAACAGAAUUUGUUCUUGAGAAUAAUGAUUACUCUUUUAGUAAAACCAAGAUUUUACCAAGAAUCUUUGUACUUACAUAGGAUUAGAAUAUUGAAAUCAGAAAAACUACUCUUAUUUGUAUUUAUAAAACAUUAAAUGUGAUGGACGCUGAUUUAGUUUUAACAUCUUUAGAAAAAGUAAAAGCCUUAGGAACAGAUAGAUAAUUAAAUUAAAUAGUUCUAAAAAUAUAUUAAUCUUUAUCUAAAAUUUUAUCAAUAGAUUAAGUUUCUUAAAAAUUAUUACCUUAAAUAACACCUUAUUUAACUGAUCCAACUCUUUCAAAAUAAGAAUUUAAUGAAUAUUAUGAUACUUUGUAAUAAAUGCUUACACGCAUCAAAAGUGAGAAAGAAAAGAAUUUGAGUGAUUCUAAUACUAAUAUUAUACAAGUUGAUUAUAAAUUAGCAUUACCUGAACCAAAGAGAUUAAUAGAUAAUAAAAAUGAAUAGUUUGAAUUUCUAAAUCAAUUUGAUUAAAGAUUAACUUCAAUUCCUGAUAAACCUGUAAUUUAAGAAGCAACAACUUAAUCAACAAUUUAAUAAACAACUUAAUCAACAACUAUUUAAAAUAAAACUGAUUUUUCUUAAUUAUAAAAUCAAUAAGCAACAAUUUUGUAGCCAUCAACUUAAACAGUAUAUCCUAUUUAAGAUAAUAAUAAUUACAAUACCAUACAAUUAGGUUAACCUGUAACUCUAGGAACUCCCAUUAAUUAAUAUUAAUAACAACCUUCUCUAAAUUUAUUCAAUUAAACAUAAUUUGGUAUUGCUUAGACUCCAUCACAAUAGAAUUAAUAAUUGAACUAAUUUUAAUUAUAACCUACAUAAUAAUAGUAACAUGCAUCUUAAGGACUUUAUUCAAAUCCAAUAUUAGUGUAGCCAGUACAAUAACAUAAUGGCUAUCAAAAUAAUACAGCUUAAUUGAAUUAAGGAUAAUAAAAUCAAUAAGAUUAAAAAAAAUUAAGUACUCGCCCUCUAUUUUCUAAUAAUAUCAUCCCUUAAUAGCAAUAAUAAUAAUAAUAAUAUUAAUCAUCACAAUAAUUUUUAUAAUAGACUUAGAAGUAAGAAAAUAAUUUUUUCGAAAAAACAAAUGAUCCAUGGAGUGCUUUUAAUUCAGGUGUUACGUAAGAUCCUUGGGCAUAAUUUUAAAAUCCAGUGGUUUAAAAUCAAAAUUAAACUUAAAAUUAGGAAAUUUGGGGGAUAUAAAAUUAACCAACUCAAUAAUAACCAUAAAGUCAAAAAUCAUUAAAGAAUAAGUAUGCCAGCUUUGAUGAAUUAAUAUGA
Molecule: messenger RNA, 2627 nt
Organism: Paramecium sonneborni
Lineage: Eukaryota; Ciliophora; Oligohymenophorea; Peniculida; Parameciidae
Source: the annotation of a GenBank genome assembly